Molecule: messenger RNA, 447 nt
Organism: Neospora caninum
Lineage: Eukaryota; Apicomplexa; Conoidasida; Eucoccidiorida; Sarcocystidae
Product: related to CG16984 PROTEIN, related
Exons: 2
Coding region: 1-447 (148 amino acids)
Molecular function (GO): calmodulin binding
Source: RefSeq, a predicted model, not a curated record
AUGGGAAUCAAGUCCGUUCGCAACCACGUAGCCGCAAAUGCCAUCGACAACAUAUUGUCACGUCCCAAGAAAAACCCAGAAGGACUUCUUGACUGGACGAAAAAGCCCAACUACGGCGUAGUUCCUGAGUACCUGAAGGGGAUUAAAGACAGCCUUGAGCUCGAGUAUGCCUACAUCGAGUCACUCCGGAAGGACGAUGCGAGGGGUGGCCUGCCAGGGAUGUCGGAAGCACGAGUAAUGCCAGAGUUAGAGAGGAUGGCUCUUCUCAGUGGAUUGAAGAAGAGGUGGAACAGCCUUAACUCUGAAUAUCAAAACACUACCCACAUCGUGAAGCUUGACACUAUCGGGAAGGCGAAACGGAAAGAACACUUUGAAGAGCAACUUGCCGCAAUAGAGAAGUACAUCAGCAAGGCAAGCAAGGGAACGAUCGUUAUCAGUUCCAGGUGA